Molecule: messenger RNA, 990 nt
Organism: Akanthomyces muscarius
Lineage: Eukaryota; Fungi; Ascomycota; Sordariomycetes; Hypocreales; Cordycipitaceae
Exons: 2
Coding region: 1-990 (329 amino acids)
Biological process (GO): catechol-containing compound metabolic process
Molecular function (GO): ferric iron binding; catechol 1,2-dioxygenase activity
Source: RefSeq, a predicted model, not a curated record
AUGACUUCAAGCACACCCGCCACGCCGGAGCUCCUCGACCUCACCAUCGACAACAUCACCCCCAACACUCUCCGCAUCAACGCGCAAUGCCCUUCCCCUCGCCUCCGCUACCUCAUGGAGCGCCUCGUCACGCACCUCCACGACUUUGCGUGCGAAACCCGCCUCAGCACCGCCGAGUGGACGGCCGCGAUCCAGUUCCUCACCCGCACGGGCCAGACGUGCACCGACGUGCGCCAGGAGUUCAUCCUACUGUCCGACAUUCUAGGCCUGUCGCUGCUCGUCGACUCUAUCAACCAUCCCAAGCCGCCGUCGUGCACCGAGGGCUCCGUGCUCGGGCCCUUUCACACGCACGACGCGCCGCGCAUGGCCUCGGGAGGCGCCAUGUCGGCCGACCCGACCGGCGAGCCGCUGCUGGUGCUGUGCAGCGUGCGCGACCGCGACGGGAGGCCGAUUCCGGACGUCACGGUGGAUAUCUGGGAGACGGACGCCUCGGGCCACUACGAUGUGCAGCAUGCGGAGCGCGGGGCGCCGAGCGAGCGGUGCGUGAUGCGCAGCGACGAGGAGGGUAAGUUCUGGUUCAGGGCGAUCACGCCGGUGAGCUACCCGAUUCCGACGGACGGGCCGGUCGGGCAGCUGCUCCAGAAGCUGGGACGGCAUCCCUGGCGGCCGGCGCACAUGCAUUUCAUGCUGGAGAAGCCCGGCUGGGAUCAUCUCAUCACCGCUGUAUAUGUCCGGGGGGAUCCGUAUGAAAAGACAGAUGCAGUAUUCGGCGUCAAGCAGAGCCUCAUCGUGGACUUGGAGCCCAUUGACGAGGCCACGGCGUCGCAGUACGGCGUCGAUGCGGGGGGCAAAGUGCUCCGACAAGAUUUCGUGCUGGCAAGCGAAAAGGACACCGCUGAGCUCCGCGAUAAAAACGCGACGGAAGCCUUGAAGAACCUCGGCCUCAACAUGAAGCUGGUGGACCAUCUCCCUGUACCCGAUCUAGAUUAG